AUGGCUUCCAAUUUUAAUGACAUUGUGAAGCAGGGGUACGUGAGGAUCCGGAGCAGACGCCUAGGGAUUUAUCAACGAUGCUGGUUGGUGUUCAAGAAAGCUUCAAGCAAGGGUCCAAAGAGACUGGAGAAGUUCUCAGACGAGCGUGCUGCAUACUUCAGGGACUGCCCUCAGGUUACAGAACUCAACAAUGUGAAAAAUGUAGCCCGAUUGCCAAAGGGCACCAAGAAACACGCUAUAGGGAUCUACUUCAAUGAUGACACCUCCAAGACCUUUGCUUGUGAAUCAGAUCUUGAGGCCGAUGAGUGGUGUAAAGUUCUCCAGAUGGAGUGUGUGGGGACCAGAAUCAAUGACAUCAGCCUCGGAGAGCCUGACUUACUGGCUACGGGGGUGGAACGAGAGCAGAGUGAGAGAUUCAAUGUGUAUUUGAUGCCAUCUCCUAACUUAGAUGUACAUGGCGAAUGUGCCUUGCAGAUAACAUAUGAGUACAUCUGUCUUUGGGACAUCCAGAAUCCCAGAGUCAAACUCAUCUCUUGGCCGCUAAGUGCCCUGCGGCGGUAUGGACGUGACACCACGUGGUUCACUUUUGAGGCAGGGAGGAUGUGUGAGACUGGCGAAGGGCUAUUUAUCUUUCAAACACGAGACGGCGAGGCCAUCUACCAGAAGGUCCAUUCUGCUGCCUUGGCCAUAGCUGAGCAGCAUGAGCGCUUGCUACAGAGCGUGAAAAAUUCAAUGCUCCAGAUGAAGAUGAGUGAGCGUGCUGCCUCACUGAACACCGUGGUACCCCUGCCCCGCAGUGCCUACUGGCAGCACAUCACGAGGCAGCAUAGCACAGGGCAGCUGUACCACCUGCAAGAUGUCACCAGCCCUCUGAAGCUUCAUCGGACAGAGACUUUUCCCACCUACCGGUCUGAGCACUGA
Molecule: messenger RNA, 921 nt
Organism: Arvicola amphibius (Eurasian water vole)
Lineage: Eukaryota; Metazoa; Chordata; Mammalia; Rodentia; Cricetidae
Gene: Dok5
Product: docking protein 5
Exons: 9
Coding region: 1-921 (306 amino acids)
Biological process (GO): cell surface receptor protein tyrosine kinase signaling pathway; positive regulation of MAPK cascade
Cellular component (GO): cytoplasm
Source: RefSeq, a predicted model, not a curated record